GCAAAGGAAAAAAAAAAUCAGGCCGUCAUGUGACCGGCGGACCACAGUCGCGUGAGUGGGUGUCUUGGUGAAGCCCAGUUGGACGGCGCCAUUUUGCUAGUCGGGUUGCUGCUGCUGGACGCUCCUGCAGAAAGCAGCUGAUAUUACCGUGAUGGCAGAAGGUGAACCGCAGGUGCAGUUCAAGUUGGUACUAGUCGGUGAUGGUGGUACUGGGAAGACAACAUUUGUUAAGAGGCAUUUGACAGGCGAAUUUGAAAAGAAGUAUGUGGCUACAUUGGGCGUAGAAGUUCAUCCUUUGGUAUUCCACACUAAUCGUGGUGCAAUCAAAUUUAACGUUUGGGACACGGCAGGCCAGGAGAAGUUUGGAGGUUUGCGCGAUGGCUAUUACAUUCAAGCUCAGUGUGCCAUCAUCAUGUUUGAUGUGACAUCGCGUGUCACUUACAAAAAUGUCCCCAACUGGCACAGAGACCUCGUCCGCGUCUGUGAGAACAUCCCAAUCGUACUAUGUGGCAACAAAGUAGACAUCAAGGACCGUAAAGUCAAAGCCAAGUCCAUAGUAUUCCAUAGGAAGAAAAAUCUUCAGUACUAUGAUAUUUCUGCAAAGAGCAACUACAAUUUUGAAAAACCAUUUCUUUGGUUAGCCCGCAAACUGAUUGGUGAUCCCAAUUUAGAGUUUGUUGCUAUGCCUGCAUUGGCUCCACCAGAGGUUUCCAUGGACCCAACCCUGGCAGCACAAUAUGAACACGACCUUAAGGUUGCUUCCGAAACUGCUCUACCAGAUGAAGAUGAUGACCUCUAACAAGUCCACGUGUAUCUAGAUAAGGUUUCCCUCGGUGGCGUUCUUGUUUUGUUUUGUAAAGGGGGAAAAAAAAAAAAAAGCCCAAGAAAGCCAAAAGUGCACUCGCAGGGUAAACUGCUUUAAACGUACCUUUUUUGGGAUAAGCGGAUGGAAAGGUUGUGCAAAUGAAAAGAUAACAAUUUUGGACACCUUUUUAAAUCCAUUUGUUUUCAACUUGCGUUUCCAAGGUGUCCCACGGUUAUUAGUUCCUGUGUGUUUUAAGCCGAGCUGUAUCCCAGGUCCCCCGGCAUUUAAGUAUCCUAACACUCGUUCUUUAGGUGUUCAUAGAAGUAGGAUGAGCUCCAAAAGCCUGUCUGACGCCAUCUUUUACAUUCUGAGGCUGGACUCUGUAGUGCAAGUUAUGAUGCAAACGUGUUGCCAAAGACUAAAGUCGUGUCGAAUACAAUCUGUCGCUGUCGCGAAGCACUUCAACUGUUACAGUGUGAAAUGUAUUUUUGAUUUCUGUCAUUUGGACUUUCACACUUUUGGCAAAAAUUCAUAGCCAAGCUGCUCUGGUUUUUUUUUUUUGUAAUUAUUGCUGAAAAUGAAAUGUAUAGUGUUUUGGUGUGUAAAAUAAUAAUAAAAA
Molecule: messenger RNA, 1424 nt
Organism: Erpetoichthys calabaricus (reedfish)
Lineage: Eukaryota; Metazoa; Chordata; Cladistia; Polypteriformes; Polypteridae
Gene: ran
Product: RAN, member RAS oncogene family
Exons: 7
Coding region: 152-799 (215 amino acids)
Biological process (GO): protein import into nucleus; ribosomal subunit export from nucleus
Cellular component (GO): cytoplasm; nucleus
Molecular function (GO): GTPase activity; GTP binding
Source: RefSeq, a predicted model, not a curated record